AUGAGUGAACAGACAAGAGAACUUACUGGUCCAUUUGAACCAAAAUCUUUAUCAAGAACUAAUACUGGUGAAAAUAUAAUCACUGAUAUCAAUCUAUAUCAACCAAAUAUACCAUCGCUGCAAAUAUCACCUCCUAAAAUAGAACAAGAUGCUAUAUCACAAACAUCAGUUAAUGACUCCCAAGAUAAACUAACUAACACGUCUACAGAUAAUAAAAAUAUGUUUCAAAUGGCAAAUUUGUUUAGAAAUCAAACAAAUAAUAAGUCAACAAAAAAAUUCCCUAAUUUAUCCUUAAAAACUGGACUACACGUUCGAACUAGUAACGAAGAAAAUGAAACAUCACUUAAUCUGGCACCAAUCCCACCAUCAAGUGGUUCUUUCAUCCCAUCUCCUCUUACACCUAUCACAAAUAUAUCUAAUAUGCUUCGAAGGCCGCGAGAAAAUAGCAACAAAUCGGGAUCUACUUCUAGAUCACGGCCAAUAUCAAGGUCAGUAUCAAUAACAAGUAAAGAAACUAAAAUUAGUGAUGCUGCACCACGAUCAGCUAAAGUAUUAUCUUUCAUAGCUGCAGAUGAUAUGGAUGAAUUUGAAGAUAUUGAGAGAGGCUUUAGAAGUGCAGUUGACGAUAAAGGUUUUGGUUGGUUACCACAGAUCUCAAAUGAAGACAAUUACAGCGAUGAAGAUAAUAUUGAUGAAGAUGAUAUACAACAACCAAAUAGGUUUUUAUGGAAACAGCAGACUCAAGCACAGGAAGACUUAAAAAAUUCUAAUAACUAUAAUGAACUUAGGGAUACUAAUCAAAAAGAUGUAUCUGAAAAUAUCCCAGUCCAGGAAUCAUCUCUUCGAAAUGAAUUAGCAAAGGAUGGUUCUAGCAUUGUCCAUUGGGAAGGUUCGUUAAUUCUAGCUAAAAGCGAUCUAAAGAAAGAUAACGAAAAAAUUAUUGCAGAUGAAAUAGUAUAUGAAACUACUGAAUCAUUAGUUGGAAUGGUUCCUGAUUUUGAUAAGCCAUUGAAAGGCAUGAAGAAACCAUUAAGAUUAUAUGGUAAUUCGCUAAAUUUUUUGCAAUCUACAAGCCAUAUACGAUUAAAAUUAGCUAAUAUACAUCAAAAAAAUGUUACUAAAAGGGCCUAUAUCAUUUUAUUACUAUUAUUUACGUGUCUUUUAGCAUACAGAACAUAUCAACCACUGAAUCAUAAUUUUUUGUAUAGAUUUCAUUCCUGGGCUGAUUAUCUAAUAUUUAUCAUAUAUGUUGUUUUUACAACUCAUGAUGUAACUAAGAUUUUAGCUUUUGGUUUCUGGGACGAUUCUGAAAUGUUUGCUGCACAUGGAAAAGAGUACAUAUCUAUUUUGGAACGAUGUGGAGUUAUUCAAUUAUAUGAAUUUUUAGUUAAUAAAUAUGGAAGGGACUUUAUUGAUUUAUUAUUACCAUUUAAAAUCAAGACAUCUAAAGAAAGAAAAAAAAGACAAGAAAUAAUAAGAAAUCAUUAUUCAAAUAUAGAAGAACCUGGUUUGACUAUUGACGAUUUUGAAACUCCAAGAGCAUUUGCCAGAUCAUCAUGGAACAGAAUAGAUCUUGUAUCUACGAUUUGUUUUUGGAUUGGAUUAUUCAUAUCUAUUAAGAAUGUUGAUAAUAAAAAAGGUGUUCGAAUAUUUAAACCUCUUGCUUUAUUAAGAAUUUUAAGACUUUUAAAUACAGAUACCGGUGUCUCAUCCAUAUUAAGAACAUUGAAAUAUGGUAUCCCUCAGUUAAUUAAUGUUGGUUCUAUGUUGGUCUAUUUUUGGGUAUUUUUUGCUAUUCUUGGAGUUCAGUUAUUUCAAGGUUCUUUCAGAAGGCAGUGCGUAUGGAUCAACCCAAACAAUCCAACCGAAACCUACCAGUAUGACAUGCAAUUCUGUGGUGGUUAUCUUGAUCCUGUUUCAAAGAAACCAUUACCAUAUAUUUACAGUGAUGGAUCCUCGGGAGGGCGCUCUAAAGGAUUUUUAUGCCCAGUCAAUUCAGAGUGUAUCUCAAAUGCAAAUCCAUAUAAUGGUAGGGUCAGCUUUGAUAAUAUUAUAAAUUCUAUGGAACUAAUUUUUGUUAUAAUGAGUGCAAAUACUUUUACUGAUUUGAUGUAUUAUACAAUGGAUUCUGACGAAAUGGCUGCUGCGUUAUUUUUUAUUGUUUGCAUCUUUGUUUUGACUAUAUGGAUGAUGAAUUUAUUGAUCGCUGUUUUAGUUUCAUCUUAUGACUUAGCCUAUGAAAAACAUAGAAAAAAGAAACUUGAAAAGCAUAAUUACAAUAAUUGGCUCCUAGGAUUUAUAAGAGGUUAUUGGCAAUAUUUUAAGGUAAAAGCAUCUUCAACUCCAUUACCAGAUUGGUCCAUUAAAUCUAUCUAUUGGUACAAUCAAUUCAAAUGGAUAUUUGUGUUACUUAUUUUUACUGAUUUGAUUGCUAAGGCAUGUAUUAGUGAAAAUUCUGAUGAGGCUUACCUUUUCAAAGUUAAAAGGAUCGAUUGGGGUGUAUCUAUUGCCUUAUUUGUAGAGAGUAUCUUGAGAAUAAUACUCUACUUUCCUAAUAUGUGGAAAUUUUUGGUUAAAUUGGAUUAUGUCUACGAUUUCAUAAUUUCCAUUAUCACACUGAUUAUUAGUAGUAUGGCUGUUACAGGACGUAUAGGUUAUGUUUAUUACUGGUUAUCAAUUUUUCAGAUUUCAAGAUUUUAUCGUGUUAUUACAACCAUAAGCGUUGUUAAGAAUCUAUGGAGUAUCGUAUUGAAAAAUGGUGUUUUAAUUUGGAAUUUAUCAUCUUUUUACUUUUUCUUUUUAUUUUUAGUGGCAAUUAUUAUGUCAGUAUAUUUUGAAGGUGUUGUUCCUAGUGAUCAAGUUGAUGAUAAUGCUUUUGCCAUGUAUUCAUUGCCAAACUCUUUUCUUUCAUUGUUUAUUAUAGGUUCUACAGAAAACUGGACUAAUAUUUUGUAUAUUGUCCAACAAUAUUCACCAAAUAUUUCGUCUGCAUUUUUUUCUACUGUUUUUUUAAUCACUUGGUUUAUUUUAUCUAAUUCAGUAGUCUUGAAUAUCUUCAUUGCUUUGAUAUCAGAAAGUUUGGAAACUGAUGAAGCUCAAAAACGAUUAUUACAAAUAAAACAUUAUCUACAAAAGGUUUAUCCACGAAAGAUUCAAGAGUAUACACAUGCAUCAUUAAUGCAACGUAUACGUAAAAAAUUUUUUGAUAAAAGUAAUGUAUCUGAUACUAAAGAUUUUAAACAAUUUCUAAUGAGAGGUACCGCAAUCAUGAAUAUAGCUCAUAAUAUGGAUGAAUUAGCAGAAGAAAUGAGACAAAAGCAAAACAAUACACCGAAUCCUACUAAAAAGAAUAUAUUUAUGAAAUAUCUCAGCAGUAAAAUAAAUUUCAAAGCAUAUGAAAAUAUUUGGAAACCUUUUUCCAAAAACCCAUUUUAUAGAAAGACUGAAGUGAUAUUCACUGAAAAAGUAAACAACGAAGAAAGAUCAUACAUAUUACAACUUAAUGAGUAUGAAGAGGAAAAAUUAGCAUAUCUAAAAAAGCAUCCCACUUUUAAUUACAGCUAUUUUCUAUUUUCUCCUAAACAUAAUUUCAGAAGAUUUUGUCAAAGAUUAGUUCCCCCCAGUGUCGGAAAGAGAACAGAUGGAAUCCGAUUUUAUGAUGAUGAAACUGAUUUAUACACCCAAAAAAAAUUUUUCCAUAAAGUGGAAAGAGAUUUAUUUAUUGGACUAUACGCCAUCCUAACUGUUCUCUUAGUGGUUACAUCGUGCUUAGUUACCCCUUUAUUUAGAAAAAUCCAUAAUAUUAGUGUGUGGGGAUGGCCUCUAUAUAUAGACUGUGCUUUUGUAUCAAUGUUUUCCAUCGAGUUCAUAGUAAAAACAGUUGCUGACGGAUUUAUUUAUUCCCCUAAUGCUUACUUAAGAAAUCCAUGGAAUGCUAUUGAUUUUGUGGUUCUUUUAUAUAUAUGGAUAUAUUUUAUCACAUUCUUAAGAAAUGAAGGUAAUCUUUCAAGGCUUUUUAGAGGUUCAUCUGCAUUAAGAGCUCUGCGUUGUUUAACGAUUAGUAAUACUGCCAGACAAACGUUUCAUAUGGUGAUUUUUCAAGGUGGGAGAAAACUAUUCCAAGCAGCUCUGGUAUCUCUUAGUUUAUUAUUUCCAUUUACUGUAUGGGGAAUUGGGUUGUUUAGAAAUCGUCUAGGAACUUGUAAUGAUAGUAAUGUAGGCUUAUCAGGCUGUUACAAUGAAUAUACUAAUACAGUUUUCCAAUGGGACGUAAUCAUGCCAAGAGUAUAUUCUCAACCAUAUCUUUAUUUAGAUUCAUUCCCCAGUGCAUUUAAAUCUCUUUAUGAAAUUAUAUCAUUAGAAGGAUGGGUAGAUCUUCUUACGAAUUUAAUGAAUUCUACUGGGGUUGGUACAAUCCCGAAACCAUGGAGUAACCCAGCAAGUGCCAUAUUUCUACUUCUUUUCAACUUCCUAAGUAUGGUUUUUAUGCUGAAUCUUUUUGUUUCUUUUAUUAUUAAGAAUUAUGCCGAAAAUACAGGUGCUGCAUAUUAUACCAGUGAAGAAAAGGCUUGGUUGGAGUCUAAAAAAAUGCUGUCACAAGCCAAACCUAAAGCAAUUCCUAAUCUAUUUGAAAUGUCUGGUCUCAGAAGAAUUAUAUAUUUUGCAGCUGUGGAAAAGAAGAAUUUCUUAUAUGCAACAUUUUUACAAGUUGUUCUAUAUAUGCAUAUUAUUGUCCUUUUAUGCCUGUCAUAUGAAAAAGAUAAUUCUAUAACAAAGUUCAGCCAGAUUUAUUUCAUAUUCUCAACGACAGUUUUCCUUCUUCAGGAAUUACUUCAUAUAUACGGCGAAGGGCUACGGCUUUAUACUCGUCAAAUAUGGAAUUGCAUCCGUUUUUGUAUUGUUUAUGUUGCAUUUUUAUUAUCGGUGAUUGGUUUCCAUGUUCCGUACAAUAGCACUGCAUUUCAUAAUGUCAAAGAUAUUUUCCAAUUAAUCAUUUUUAUAUUCAUUAUACCUCAAAGUGAUAUGCUUUCUGAAUUACUAGAAACAGCAGCGGCAAGUUUACCAUCUAUUCUGUCAUUAACAUAUACGUGGGGGAUCUUAUUCCUUGUUUAUGCUAUGGCAUUGAAUCAAAUUUUUGGUUUAACCCGAUUAGGUCCUAAUACAACAGAUAAUAUAAAUUUCAGAACAAUAACAAAAACUCUUAUUGUAUUAUUCCGUUGUAGUUUUGGUGAAGGUUGGAAUUAUAUUAUGGACGAUUUCACAGUUGAUUUACCAUAUUGUUAUCAAGACGCUGUUACAAAAACUAGUGAUUGUGGUUCUGCUCAAUAUGCAUACCUAUUAUUAAUGUCAUGGAACAUUCUAUCCAUGUAUAUUUUUCUUAAUAUGUUCAUUUCGUUGGUUAUUGGUAAUUUUAGCUAUGUUUAUCGAAAAGUGAGUUCCAAAUCGCCUGUGGAUAGGACAGAAAUCAACAAAUAUAUUGAUGCAUGGUGUAAAUUUGAUGCGGAUGGGACUGGUGAGUUAGAAUUUUCCCAAUUACCUAAACUAAUGCAUUCAUUUGAUGGAACAUUAUCCUUCAAACUCUGGGAAGGACCAUUGACUGUGAAAAACUUGGUUAAUAAUUAUAUGAAAGUGAACCCAAAUGAUCCAUAUGACGUUAAAGUCGAUCUUGACGGUUUAAAUAGAACAUUGAAUACUAUUAAUAAAGCUAAGAUGAUUUAUAAAAGACUUCAAUACAGACGGUUUAUUCAAGAAAUGAAUUACACCCAUGGUUAUGAAGGUGUUAUUAAGUUUAAUAGUCUAUUAGAAAGUAUCCCGUUAUACACAGUGUACAAUCCAAGAGAAUGCCUAGGUAUUGAUCUUUAUGUCAGAUAUCUUUACACGUUAAAUAAGGUUGAUAAGUAUCUUGAAAAUGAAAAAAAUGUGGAUGUGUUAGAUAUGAUUGUUGUUAAAUGGAAAUAUCUUUUAAGAAAGCGUAAUAAAAAAUAUGUUCAACAGAUGAAUGUCCCAGAAGAUCCAAAUAACUUAAGCAUAGUUGUUUCAAAUCCCUUUAAUGAUCCAAUUGAUAAUACUAACAAAGAAUAUUUACCGUUGACUACUCCUAAAAUGGAUUUUGGUAUUAAUAAAUUCAGAUGGUCUCCUAGAAUGAACAACCAAAGCCAAAGCUCGGACAAUUUUAAUACGUCGCCACGCUUUGAUUGGACUACUAAUAUGGAUGAUAAUAAUAUUAAAUAG
Arxiozyma heterogenica is the source of this 6231-nucleotide messenger RNA. RefSeq names its product calcium channel protein CCH1 (gene CCH1). Gene Ontology annotation, molecular function: high voltage-gated calcium channel activity; calcium ion binding. The record is from RefSeq and is a predicted model, not a curated record. NCBI's taxonomy places the organism in Eukaryota, Fungi, Ascomycota, Saccharomycetes, Saccharomycetales, Saccharomycetaceae. The transcript has a single exon. The coding region runs from base 1 to 6231 and encodes 2076 amino acids. Gene Ontology annotation, cellular component: voltage-gated calcium channel complex; membrane. Gene Ontology annotation, biological process: calcium ion import across plasma membrane.